Closterium sp. Yama58-4 is the source of this 768-nucleotide messenger RNA. NCBI's taxonomy places the organism in Eukaryota, Viridiplantae, Streptophyta, Zygnematophyceae, Desmidiales, Closteriaceae. The record is from the annotation of a GenBank genome assembly.
AUGUCAGGCUCGGCGGUUCGGCAAGGAGCUGCAGGCGUCGUGCGGCGGCCCUGCUCCGGGUCGUUUCGCCGGCCGUAUUCCUCGCUGCUGCUGCAGCCGGUCCUGCUGCUGCUGCUGGCCGCGUCGCCCGCUCCGCCCGUGCUAGCCGUUGACAUGAACCAAGCCCAUGUGAUGGCGCUGAUAGAGAUGCGCGUGGCGCUGGGAGUGACGGGGAUGCAGUGGUGGCGCACCAACGGGAAGGUGGUCUGCGGCGCGUGGAUAGGCGUCGAAUGCGACACCAAGGGGAAUGUCGUUUCUGUCACGGCUUACAACACGAUGAUUACACCAGGUCUGCUCCCCAACAGCUUCACCAAGCUCAAAACCCUCACCUAUCUCGAUCUCUCUUCCAACCGCCUCAACGCAUCGCUCGACCAAUUCGCGCGGCCCUUGCUGCACCUCCCCAACCUCCGCGAGUCUGAACAACAACAAGCUCUGGGGCUCUGCGCCCUCUUACCUGCUGCAGAGGGUUUGACUCGUACUCAUCUUCUCCUCCUUAUUCGUUCGUGCCUCCGUCCCCCCCCACCUCUUCCCCGUCACCAGGAGUCUGAACAACAAGCUCUGGGGCUCUGCGCCCUCCUACCUGCUGCUGCUGCUUUGACUCGUAGCUUUCCUCUCUUCCUCAUGUCUCCUCCCCUUCACCUCCCCCUCCCCCUUCACCUCCCCCCCCCCCUUCACCUCCCCUCCCCCUUCACCUCCCCCUCCCCCUCUUCCCGCUCGCCAGGAGUCUGA